Messenger RNA from Peromyscus californicus insignis, 11368 nucleotides. It is a transcript of the gene Spink4, whose product is annotated as serine peptidase inhibitor Kazal type 4. Gene Ontology annotation, molecular function: protein binding. Bases 3106 to 3363 code for a protein of 85 amino acids. The transcript has 2 exons. The record is from RefSeq and is a predicted model, not a curated record. NCBI's taxonomy places the organism in Eukaryota, Metazoa, Chordata, Mammalia, Rodentia, Cricetidae.
AUAAAUAAAAGAAAAGGCAGUGCUUUAUUUUUAUUUAUUUGUUUAUAUGUGUAUGUUUUUAAUUUAGUGGUGAGGGGAUCAAAUAAAAAAAAUGAUUGUUGGACAUUUAAAAAAAAAAUGUAGCCAGGUGGUGGUGGCACAUAUCUUUGAUCCCAGGACUCUGGAGGCAGAGGCAGUCAGAUCUCUGUGAGUUCAAGGCCAGCCUGGUUUAUAAUGUGAGUUUCAGGGCAACUAGGACUAUAAUACAGAGAAACCCUGUCAAGAAAAACCAAAUAAUAAUAACAAUAAUAAUAAUUUUUUGUGGCAGGGUCUCGUGUAUCCCAGGCUGGCUCAGACUCUCUACGUGGCUGAGGAUGAUGCUGAAACUCUGAUUCUCCUGCCUCUGCCUCCCAAGUGCUGGGGUUACAGAUGAUCAUCACCACACCUGUUUAAAGGGGUGCUGGGGAGCAGAGCCAGGACUUCAUGCUUACUAGACAAACACCCUACCAACAGAGACACAUACCAGCCCAUUUGAAGUCUUGAGACACUGUCUUACUAAAGUGCCAGGCUGACCUCAAACUUGCCCCCUCUUACUCCAGCCUUACAAAGCAGCUGGCAUUACAGACUUGCACCACCACUACUGCCUAGCACCUGUGCUUUCAAAUUCUCUCCUCAGGGAAAAGUAAUCUGUAGGUAGAGCUUACAAACCUCGAUCUAACUUCAUUUGAGAAAAUCGUUUGUAGAUAUAAUUGUUAUUUUUAAUAAAUCAGAAAUUAUUUGAAAGCAGACAACCAAAUUACUCAUUCAUAUAUGUUAUAUAAGCAUGAGGGUUCUAGGUGCUGCUCUUCUUGGAAAGAAUCUUGUCUGCUUCCUGUGAAAAUGCAAAUGGGCACAAAGGACCUGAAAAGCAUUACAGCACUUUCUGUUUGCUAAAUUUGGGGUUUUGACAUUUAUUAUUUGUUUGUUUGUUUAUUAACUUUGUGUGCAUGUGUGUACAUGUGCUUGUACCAUGGUGUAUGUAUGGGGGUCAGAGGGCAGUUCUAUGGAAUCUGUUCUCUCCUUCUACCUUUCCAUGAUCCCCGGGUACUGUCAGGCGUGGGCUACAGGCCCCGUUCACCUGCAGCUCAACAGUGUUUUUGAUUCUCUGAGACAGAGUCUCAGUUGCAGUUCUGGCUGAUCUUGAACACCUGGCAGCAAUCCUCCUGCCUCAGUCUCCUAAGUGCUGAGAUUGCAGGCAUAUGCCACUGCAGCCAGGUUAGCAUGUCUCUCUUACUAUGUUUUUUUUUUGAGAGGAGGCUACAGGAUAUGGGGGCUAAGCCAUAGAAUAUGUGAAAUAUGAUGUAAUUUCUUUUAUUUUCUUAGAUUUAUUUAUCUUAUGUGUAUGAAUGUUUUACCUGAAAAUGUGUAUGUGCACCAUGUGCAUGUCUGGUGUUUGAGGAAGUCAGAAGAGAGCUUCAGACACCCUGGUACUAGAAUUAUAGAUGGUUGUGAACCACCAUGUGAGUUCUGGGAAUUGAGCCCAAGUCCUCUGCAAGAGCAGUAAGUGUUAUUAACCACUGAGCCAUCUCUCCAGCCCUGGUAUGCUGUAAUUAAAAAAUAUAUAUAUUGUCCGAUAGUUGUAUCCACUUUGUGGUACCAAAAAAAGGGGGUGGACAUGGAGGGCUCAUUAGUUAAGAGCAUAUACUGCUUUUGCGGCAAACCCAAGUUCAGUCCCCAGCACCCAUAUCAAAUGGUUCAGUCAUCUGUAACUCCAGCUCUAGGGGAUCUGAUGCCCUCUUCUGUGCUCCACAGGCACCUACACUCAUACAUGCACACACCCACACACAGACACACAUGCCUAAAAGAAAAAAUUUUAAACAUUAAAAAACAAAAUAAAAGUAAAUUUUAGGGGCUGGGGAGAUGGAUCCGUGGUUAAGGCACUUGUUGCUCUUGCAGAGGACCUGGGUUUGGGUCCCAGCACCCACAUAGUGUUUCACAACCAUCCUUAACUCCAGCUCCAGGGGAUCCAACAUCCUCUUUUUUGUUGGUUUGGUUUGGUUUUGGUUUUUCUCUGUGUAGCCCUGUCUGUCCUGGAACUUGCUCUGUAGACCCGGCUGGCCUCAAACUCGGAGAUCCCCCUGCCUCUGCCUCCUGAGUGCUGGGACUAAAGGUGUGCACCACCACUGCCUGGCUUCCACACCCUCUUCUGAGCUCUGAGGGCACCAAACAUACACAUGGUGCCCACAUAUACACAGGCAAAACACUCGCGUGCAUAAAAUAGAAACCCAUCUUCUUAAAAUCUCUUUAAAACGUUUUCAAAAUCAGUUCUCUGUACAUUUACCUUAUUCCACACUUCACAUUCCUGUAUGCUGUCACCACCACUGUCCUCAAUGCGCCCUGGGAUAUAGGUAGAGCCAGAACUAUCAUCUUUAUUUUGUGUAUGGGUAAACUGAGACCCACUUAGGCAGGUCUGGUGGUACUGUUUGGAAGGAUGAGGCAGAAAAUUCAAGGCUUGCCCGGUCUACAGAGUAAGCUCGAGGCCAGACUAAGCAGCUAAGGGGGACCCUGUCUCAAAGUGGGGAAAGAGGGCUGGGCUUCGAAGAAAAGCAUUCGCCCAGCACUCACGAGACACAAACUUCAAUCCUCAGCACCAGAACCAAAUAAACACGCAACUGAGGUCCAACUAAGGAAAGCGACUCUUCUGGAGGCACGGAUUUGGCAGAGGCGGCCCCGGCAAAGCCACCGGCGACUCCCUUCCCUGUCCCCUGCCUCCAGCUGCCCCCCACUUACUUCUCAGCGCCCCACCUCUGCUCUGUUCGGUGUUCCUCUCCACUUCCAUCCCUUCCCCUUGCUUUCAUCAAUAAACGGAGUCAGCUUUGCAAGCCAUCCAAACCUUUGCUCGCUCUGGAAACUUGCCCAGCCCUAGCCCGAGCCCGGGCCCCAACACCUAUCACCACAAAGUCGGCAUCGUGCCUUGAGUGAGCCUUUUCCAGGUGUCAGGAUGAAGAGAUUAACUUGGGGUGACACUCUGGCUGCCAACUGGCCCCAGAUAAGAUAAGGGUGGAGAUCAGCGCAAUAAAUAGGUCCCAACCUCACUCUUGGCCCAGGCCACGGUUGGCUGAGGUCAUACCUAACUUCACAAGCAGCAUGGCUCUGCACCUGUGGAUGGUCACCCUGACCUUGGCUGCCUUCCUUGCCAUGGACAGGGUAGUUGAUUGCAUGUUCCAAGCAGAGGCCCUGGGCCCGACCACUUUGUCUGAAUUCCCCCAAUACUUCUGUUUUCCACAGCCCAUCUGUGAGCACAUGGCAGAGUCUCCAAAGUGUCCCCAGACACCUAAACCGAUCUGCGGCACAGAUGGGGUGACAUAUAAAAAUGAAUGCCAUCUCUGCGUGACCCGGAUGUAAGUCCCCUCCCCGUCCAACUUGCUUGGGUGGCCCCCUCUCUGGUACAUGCACAUCUGAAGGGAGCAGGGCUUCCACUCACCUGUCACACACACAGACUUGGCCAGAGAAGAGUCCUCAAACCUUUGCCUAGCAAAAUGAGCUAAAUGUAACUCAAAGGAAGCACAGGACUCCAGGUCAAAAGCCAGAGACUGACAGAUGUGGAGGGAGGAGGCAGAAACCCUGAGUGGCCAGACAAUCUCAUCUGAUCUUUCAUUCCUCUAGCCAACUGUUAUUUAGUGAGCACUUACUAUGGCUAGUCCCCGAGAGCUUCUCUAGUUUCUUGGAGUCAGGCUAAGAGAGAGAAGCCAAGCCAAUAAGCCAGUCAACAGCAGAGCAGCUCAAGACUCAGAUGGAGCACACAGGAGCAGGGCCAGGGGACACUAGAGGAGGUAGACUAGAAAUCAUCUAGAAAAAAGGAAAGAAAAGUCUGAGAGAACAAAGGGAAUUUAGAAAGGCCUAUAAAGGAAAAUUAGUUUGUGCUUAAAGAAAUACAGAAAGUUGGACAUAGUAAAAUGGGAAAUGGAGGAGGGAUGAUAAAGGAGAUGAGUCGGGGCUAGACCAUGACCUUGACCACCUACUUGGUCUCAGUUUUCUCACCAGUACAGUCAUCAGCCUGAGGGCCCAGUGAGAUCACGGGGAGAAAUCUUGGGCAAUGCCAAGCUGUCUAGGCAGAUGUGAAAGUCUGUAUUGGAGGGAAUGUAAGAAGGUAGAGCUCUGGCUGUGAAAGGGUCACGAUCAAGAUUCAUGAGGAGGUGGUACAUUGGGGUAGAUCUGACAGGCUCAGUCUGACUGGUGUGAAGGGGGAGGGGAGAAAGGGCAUAAGAACAAUUGCCCUUCCUCCCUUCCUUUCCUCUUUCUGAAACAGGGUCUAGCUAUGUUGUCCAGAUUGGUCUUGAACUCAUGAGCUCAAGGAAUCCAUGGUUUGGUUUUGUUUCAGUACUAGUGAUUGAGCUACAGCUCCACCUUUAUUUUGAAACAGGGCCUUGUUAGGGUGCACAGGCUUUGAGCUCAUUUUAUAAAGCUCAGGGAAGCCUUCAUGUUAGAACCCUUUGCCCAGCCUCCCAAGUAAGGGAUUCUAGCCCUGUAGUUCCAGGCCUAGUAACUUAUUUACGUAUGGCCUUGGGUGGCUAGUGGUAUCAUUUGCUAAGAUGGGAGCUAGAAGGGCAGCUUUGGGAGGCAGUGAUGUCUGUGGACAGUUGGUCUCUGGUGUAUCUUGGUGGGGUCAUUGCAAUAGGUACAAAAACAGGCAGGACAAAGAUUUGGCAGCCAUCAGCAAGCAGUGAUAGCUGAAACCCCAAGAAGCUGAAAGUUCUCAGGGUAUGUGUAAGAGCGUCAGUUUAUAGGGGGAUGUGCUCCCCCCCUCCACACACACACCUGCUCUGCAUCUGGACAUUUCCAGGAGGGGCUCAGAGGGAGGAUGGCCUGGGCCUGGCUUUUGAAUCAUCCUUUUAGUUCCUACAGUUAAUGGCCUCAUCCUUAUCUUCUUUGAUUCUAGAAAAACCCAAAAGGAUAUCCAGAUCAGGAAGGAUGGCAAGUGCUGAGCCCAGAGGCGCACUCAAGCCAUGCAACCUCGAGCUGGAGAACGCGAUGCUCCAGAGGCUAUGGUGGGAAAUAAAAGAUGCAGCCCAAGCCGGUGAAGUGGACCAGUCUUUGGGAACUCUGGGGAGGAGGUGCCAGCGAAGGAUAGGCUCAGCCUGGCUAGCCCUCCCAGCUGAGCCUGUUAUCCGGCUACCCUGGCCCUCAACCUUGUUACAGGUCCCAAUAGAGCCCUCAGUUACCUUCCGUUUGCUUGAGGUCAGACUUUGACCCCAGGACACUGCCCAGUGCCCCACCUACCUCAGGCCAAGAACUUAAGAGAUAAGCAUCCUGAACUGCCCAGUGUGGUUCAGUGGCACCAGAAUCCAUGCACGUAUUUCUUCUGGGCUGACCGGCGCUUGGAGGCAGACACACACACACACACACACACACACACACACACACACACACACACACACAUACACACACACAAGCUUGACAAGGCAUGGCAGGCAUACAGGCAGUAUUUACUGUACAACUGAACUGCUUCUUAUAAUAUCAAACUAUUUUGUUUUGGAUUGAAACCAUUUUAACUGUGGAACCCAGGCUGGCUUUAAACUCUCAGGCCUCCUGCCCCAGCCUUCUGAGUGCUACAAACUAGGUGUUUAUAAUAUUAUAAACAUUCAAAACUGAGCAAUGUUCCAUGCUCUGUGAGUGCUUUCCUGCACAGCUCACCCAGAGAGCUCUGGAUCUCAGGUCCAGUCUCAUGUCAGCUCCUAGCAUAGCAGGGUGACUGGAAGACCUUCCCUGCCCAAGUUAAUAUCUACUUUGACUGGCUGACAUUAGACAUGAUCAUAUAGGCACAUACAUCCAGAAAUCCCACAUACUCCAGCUCAGCGGUUCUCAAUGCUGCGACCCUUUAAUACAGUUCCUCAUGUUCUGAUGACCCCCCCAACCAUAAAAUUAUUUUCAUUGCUGUAUCACAAUUUUGCUACUGUUAUUAAUCAUAAUGCAAAUAUCUGAUAUGCAACCCCUAAAGGGGUCAUGACCCACAGGUUGAGAUUCACCGCUCCAGCCCAUAGUAUAUGCUGAAUAACCUCUACUGGCCAAAACCUAUAGAAGCAUUUUUGUUUUGAAACAGUCUAUGUAGCGCUGGCUGGCCUGGAACUUGCCCUGUGGAUCAGGCUAGCCUCAAACUCAAGAGAGAUCUGCCUGCCUCUGCCUCCUGAGAGCUGGGAUUAAAGGUGUGCAUUAUGACCCUCAGCAAAAUUUGAUUAUUAUACAUAUAUGGAUGUCUGUGUAUGAAGAGGCGAGAAGGGCAGGGGAUCCCCCUCCCCCGAGAACUGGAGUUACAGUUGUGAGCUGCCAUGUGGGUGCUAGGAAUUGAACCCAGCUCCUCUGCAAAGCAGUCAGUGCUUUUAACCUCUGAGUCAUCUCUUCAGCUAGAAGCCUCUUGACAUGAAGGCAGGGUAGUGGAGUGUGGAGGGGCCUGGCCAGGCAGUAACAAUUUACUCAGGUCCAGAUUCCUGCUCUAGGGGUGUGAAAAGGACAGAAAUGCUCUGGAAUGACACAUCUGAGGAAAGCCAGUCAAGAAAGGCAAACCCCAGCAUCCCCCUGCUUGCUUGUCUCACUUCACUGCUCCAGUGAAUGCUGAUUCACAGGUGGCAGGGGCUUUGGUCAGCUGCCAACAGGCUUUUCCAUCGCUGUGACCAACUGGUUCCCACCUGCAGCUCAACAGUAUAGGGUUAAGUAUAUCCUUAUCCUAGCCAAACCAAACCAAACACAAACCACAAGAGGAGCAGGCUUAACUGUGUGGACGCUCAUUCUCCUCACACAGGUCUAUGCCGACCAGCACGGUAUGCCGACCGGCAGCUCCGUGCUCUGGGCUGUUCCUCGAUCACCUUCACUUCAGCCUGUCUCCGUAUGAGGCAGCUGCUCCGAUGGCAGCCAUCAUCUACACUCCAGGCCACAGAUAAGGCAAGGGCACCAUCUUCCUCCAGAGACACUGCAUUCCACACAGGCAUAGUAUGCUCAUAUCCCAAUGUCUUAAAUGUCACCUCUUGGCCAGGUAACAGCAAGGAGACUGAGAAAUCUAACCCUAGGCUCUGUUAAACUAAAAAUUAGGAGUUAGUGCAGGAGGGGAGGUGAGUACUGGUGGCAUCUGGAAGUUUCCAUCUUAGGUGGCAAGUCUCUCUCACAUACACACAUAAACCAGAGCAGCCAAGCAUUUCCUCGGUAACCCUUCCUUCUUAGGACUCCUCCAAGGAAUCACCAAGAGUAAAACUUGAACAAUCUUCCUGAUACCCCACUGGAAGGAAUGCAUAAUUCCCCAUCUACAUUUGUGGUCUGAAAUGUAAGUGUGAGCCUCUAAAGACGAUACAGUGGGGGUUUUGUUUUUAGGGAAAAGAUAUUGGUGUGGGGGUUUACUGAAGACAGAAACCAUGGCCUUGCACAUGCCAAGCAAACUACCACUGAGCUACAUCUCCAGCCCUUCCUAAAGACUCUGCCUAUGGCACAUGACCAUGCUGACCAUUGCUGACUGCUCAAAAGAUUCUUCUUCAGGUCUUGGAAAUAAACAGAAGCAAGUUCCUCUGAGGCUGCUGAUAGCCAGGUUUCCUAUCUUGAGGGAAGAGCACUGUUUGGGGAAUGAGAGGGCACAAACAGAAGGGGUAAGGCCUGACGGUGGGCAAUGCGUGAGUUCCUGAAGCCCAGCUACUCUGGACCUUCCCAAAGCUGCAUGGCAUAACUUGGCUGGUAUCUUGCCCAGUUUGUAAAAACUACUAUUAGUUAGUUAGUUAGUUAGUUAUUGGUUUUUCAAGACACAGUUUGUCUUGACUAUCCUGGAACUUACUCUAUAGACCAGGCUAGCCUGAACUCAGAUAUCCUCAUGCCUCUGCCUCCUGAGUGCUGGGAUUAAACAAGUGUGCCACCACCGCCUGGCUUAAUACUUAUAAUUUUUGAGACAGCUCUGAACUCAGGACCCUCCUGUCUCUGAAGAGCUGGGUCUAUAAGCAGCUAUCUGCCUAUAAAGAAGUUAUGGGCUCCGCUCACGAUUCUCCUUCACUUUAUCUCUUUGGAACUGAGUCUCUGAUACUUCACAUAAAAAGAAGUCCUGAUCACCACAUGGAGAAAGGCUUCUCUGAAGAGGGUUAGCAGUGCUGGGGCCAUCUGCAACCCCAGCACUUGGGAGGCCGAUGUAGGAGGAUUACACUUUGAUACAGUCUGGGCCACCCAGCAAAACCUCACCUUCAGUGAUGGCCACAGAGGGAAGGAGGAGGGACGGACUAACACUGGAGCUGCAGUGAAGGGCAAGGGAAAAUGUGACUAACCACGCGAGACGUCUUCCAGCUCUGAGGCCGGAGGACUAGUUUGGAGAAUUACACUCCUUUUUCAUCCGCCCUGUGUGGGACUGAUCAAGUCCUAGGAAAGUGGGCAACUGAGAGAGGUGCCCUUUCCUCGGCCUGAGACAGAGCCAUCCUGUGCGUAAACAGGUCUAUGUGGAUAGGGCCUGUACCCACGGCCACCAUGCUAUACAUCCGCAGUCUACGGCUUAGGGCCUCUUUUCUCAACCUUUAAAUGAGUUAUCUGUCGAUGCUAUGCUAUAAAUCCCAAUGCAGACAAGAGCAUUUCCACGGCCAAGCACAGCUGUGGAAAUUCCACACUAUGGAUGUAUACACUCAGCAUUCAUUUGAAAACCUCACACUAGGUAACAUGCUUGACCUGUUGUCAAGACAAAACUCCCCACCAAGGGAGCUGCAGUCCGGGGCUAGAGGCAAAAAGGCAAAAAUCGAAUGACCCCACAGGUCAUGGCCUGUGGUAAGUGCUGUGAGGGAAAGGUACAGGAGGCACGGGAGGUACCAGCUGGGCCUCAAUAGUCUCGGGGAUGGGAUGGGAUGGGAUGGGAUGGGAUGGGAUGGGAUGGGAUGGGAUGGGAUGGGAUGGGAUGGGUAUAUUUCCCCAUGGGAGAGACAUUCAAUGACAUUCCGGAAAACGGACAGGAGUCAGGUGACAGAGGAGAAAGAACAGUACAGGAAAGUUGGUGAGAGGCUGUCCACACAGCAGCAGGGGCAGCAAAGUCCCCAGAGCAGGAGACACCACCAUCAAUCCGAGGACCUGAAAGACUAGAGUGGCUGACAAGUGGGGGCUGAGAUGAGGUGAGAGGAGACGGAGGAAAGGACUUUUGUCCUUCCUUCUGAAAGGUAUGAUGGUUGAGACAGAGUCUCACAGGGUGGCACAGGCUGGCCUUAAACUGAUGGCAAUCCUCCUGCAUCAGACUCUCUGGUGCUAGAAUUAUAAGUGCAAGUUAUCGUGCCUGGCAAGGACUGUAGGUCUUUAUCCUAAGAGGCCCUGGAACCCUGGAGGCUUCCAAACAGAACUCUCACAUAUUUUAGCAUCACUCAGGCUGCUCUGGGGAAAAUGAACUGGAGCGGGGCGGACCAAUUAUCUUGCUACUGUGUCCUGUGGCUAUGACAAAUACCCUGACAAGAGCAACUGAAGGGAAAAGGGGGUUAUUCGCUCCUAAUUCCACGUUAGUUCCUCAGGGCAGAAAGUCACAGGAACUUGAGGAAGUUGGUCACACAGAAUCCACAGUAAAGCAGCAGAAGGAAGGAGGAAUGCAAGCAUGCUGGUGCUCGGCUUGCUGCUUCUCCUCAUACAGUUCAGAGUCCUCUGCCUAGGGGAUGGUGUCACCCACACUGGACAUGUCUUCCCACCUCAGUUAACAUACUCAAAAUAAGCCCCUCAAAGGCAUGUUCACAGGCCAACCUAGUCUAGACAAUCCUUCAAUGAAACUCCCUUCCCAGGUAAUUUCAGGUUGUGUCAGGUUGACAAAACUAACCUUCCAGGGGCUGGGGAGGACCGCUCUGCAGUUAAGAGCAUAUACUGCUCUUAUAAGAGAACCUGAGUUCAGUUCCCAAAUCUCACUUCAGGCAGCUCAUAACCACCUGCUCCAGGGGAAUCCAGCACCUCUGGCUUCUGUGGGUACACACACACACACACACACACACACACACACACACACACACACACACACCACAGUUUAUAAAAAACAGAACAAAACUAACCAUAUUAAUAUAGAUCAAUACAGGGUAUAACCAGAAAGCUAGAAUAAGAGAUAAAAUAUGUAUGACCCAUGUCAAUCAGGAGGAAGACCAGAGCGGGAUUAAAAGCAUUGGCUCUGUUUGGAGGAUGUUAGCCUGCUUGCCUGGCACGAACAAGACCCUUAGUUUGUUCCUCAGCACUACAGAAUGAGAAAGAAGAGCGUUGGUAGGGGAGAGGGGAAGGAAGAAAGGAAGAAAAAGAAAGAAUGAUGGAGGGAUGGCUUGGCAGUUAAGAGCACUGGCUGCUAUUGCAAAGGACCUGGGUUCAAUUCCCAGCACCCAUAUGGUAGCUCACAACUGUCUCUUAACUCCAGUCCCAGGGGAUCCGAUGCUUCCUUCUGGCCUCUGCAGCCACCAGGCACACACACGGUGCACAGACAUGCAUGCAGUCAAAAUAUCCAUACACAUACUACAAAUGAAACUUUUAAAAAAGCACCCAGCUUUGUGUUGUGGCUCUGCCAUCUUUCCCAUUUCCUCCACCUCUUUACUAUGUGAGGAUUAGACCACUAAAAUAUACACAGAACAGUACCUAGUGCUAAGCAACUUUGUGUGUUCGUGUGUGUGCAGGGUCUAGAAGACAACCUCAGAAUUUGGUCCAAGAGCCAUCCACCGUUUAUUCUUUUAAAACAGGGUCUCGCAGUGGCUAGACUGGCUGGUCCGUGAGCCCCGGGGAUCGGCCUGUCUUUACCCCCUAGUGCGAGGAUUAUAAGCAUGAACUACCACUCUCAGCUUUAAAAACAACCAGACAAACAGGGGUUCUGAGCAUCAAACUCGGGGCCUCUUGCUUGUGUGACCAACAUUUCACCAACUGAGCUCUCUCCCCAAGGCCCACAGUAACCUGUUAACUGUGACCCAGGGCCAAACAGCUGCCACAGAAAACAGACAUGGACUGUUAAGUUGGGAACGGGCUGGGCUGGGCCCUGAGUCCUGUCUACUGUUUACCUCUACUACCACCAGGUCUGAUGUCUCGGUUACCCAGUCCUAAGUCCCUGGGACUUCAGUGAAGCCCUCUGUAAUGAGAUGAACCUCAGAGGGCCUGCUGAAAGCCUGUCUCCUGAGUACUGUGCUAAAGAAUGGGCGGACAGCAACUGACUAGCUUAAAGGAUUCUACCACAUAGAAUCACUCUCAACUUCAUCAAACGUAAAUGCUGACAAGCCACAAAUCUUUGCUUUCUCACACAACACAAAAUAAACACUGCACACAGUCACGUAUACCUAUAAUUCAAGAACUCGGGAGGCAAAGGAUGACAAGUUCAAAACCAGCCUAGGCUGUACAGCAAGACUGUGUCCAAAGGAGGGACAUACACACACCCACGCACGCAGGCAGACACAUGCAUGCAGACACACACACA